AAGAAAGAACGAAGUGGGAGCGGAUUGGUCGAGUCUUGUCACGUGACCUGUGUUUCGUUCCCCCCAAAGGGCACUGGGAAAAGUUUUUUCCCUAACUCGGUGCAUGGAAAACCGCACGAGCGUCGCGCCACACUGUUGUGACCGUUAAUCAUUUUGAACGUUGUGACGUUAAACACCGAAACGCUCGAGGACUGCUAGCGUUGCCAUGACAAUGAUGUCAAACAUGGAAAAGAUUGAGUUCAGCCUAAACAGUCAGGAGAUAAGGAUCCAAAUAAUGAACUAAAAACAAAAACCUGACAGUUUAUUGAGAGGAAUAGUAUAACACGUUUUGAUUUCAAGUUUGUAGAUAUAAACAUGGCGCAGGAGAGCAGCAGCGAGACCGGAGACGCGGACCGAGGCAGCGGAGGCUCGAUGGAGCGCAGCCCGGGCGGAGACGUGCUGAGGCGGCGGUGGCGCUCAGGAAACACCGAGGCGCAGGUGCGGGCCGUCAGGGCGACGCUGAUGGACGCGCUGGGAGCUCAUGAGCGGCUCAUCACCUACGUGCAAGCCGUGCUUCUGUGGGAGAAGCCCGCACACAGCGUGGUCCUGUACACCCUCACCAACUGCGGCUUCUGGCUUUUUGCAUUGAGCUCGUUCAGGCUGAUCUUCCUCCUGGCAUCGGGACUGGCGCUGGCGGUCUGCAUCGACAUGUGGAGGAGCAAGAUUUGGCCCAAGAUCAGAGUGAAGCGUGUGGAUGAGGGUGAAAACGAAAGUUGGGGUCUGGUGCAGCCCGACACCCUGAGCGUACCCGAGUUGUGCCACUACACGGCCGAGGUUUGGGUGAGCGGAGCCUCGCGUGCCGCCGAUGUCAUCGAGUAUAAACGACACAACCCUGGACAGUUCUGUGUGAUGGUGUGUGGGCUGUUCUCUCUCCUGGCCACGGUGGGGCGCUACAUCCCCGGAGUCGUCCUCUGCUACGGCACUGUGUGGGGCGUGUUGUUGUGUCCUCUGGCGCUUUAUCACCGCCUGUGGCAGCGUGUGUGUGUGAGGCUGGAGCCGGCCCUGCAGUGGCUGGACUUCAGCAACAAAGGCUACAUGAUGUCCAAACCCAUAGACAACCAGUUCCUUCGUCGACCAAUCAGAAGUGGCACCUCGGGUGAUGUCAGCGACAGCGAAGAGGAGUUAGCCGCCUUCUGCCCUACAUUUGACGAAGAAGCCGUUGCUAAGGAAUUCGCGUUGACCGACUCUGAGCACUCGGAUGCAGAGGCCUCAUACACGGAAAACGGCACCUUUAACCUGUCUAGGGGACAGACUCCUCUCACCGAGGGCUCAGAGGAACUCGACAGACACAGUGACCCCGAGGAGUCGUUUGCGCAGGACCUCCCGGACUUCCCGUCUAUCAACCCAGACGCCACGCUGAUGGAGGACGACGAUGACCCGAGCCUCGGGCUGCCCAGCCUGCCCUUGGCGGGCGUCUCCGGCCCCCGCACCUCCGCCUCGUCCGCCUUGCUAGACCUCGACGCGCAGCUGGACUCGGACCAGGACGACCUCGACACCGACCUCUCUCUCGGCGGCCUCAACGUGACCUCCGACCUCGCCGGCGAUCUAGCGGGCAUCCUGGCCAGCAACAUGAUCCAGGCCGCGCUCUCGGGCGCCAUGCAGGCCCCGCGCGCGUACAGGAAACAGUCGAGCUCGGAGCUGGACCCGGACUUGGACCUGGACCUGGACCAAGACCAGGAUGACUUUGAGAUGCUGGACCAGUCCGAGCUCAACCAGAUGGAUCCUUUAGGGAGCUCGGGGGCGAGAGGGAGCGGCCAGAACAGAACACAGGGCUCGAGCUUCCUGUCCAACUUACUGCGGAAGCCACAGUGAGAGCCGCGUGUGUGUGUGUGUG
Messenger RNA from Clarias gariepinus (North African catfish), 1873 nucleotides. It is a transcript of the gene retreg3, whose product is annotated as reticulophagy regulator family member 3. Gene Ontology annotation, biological process: reticulophagy. The record is from RefSeq and is a predicted model, not a curated record. Lineage: Eukaryota; Metazoa; Chordata; Actinopteri; Siluriformes; Clariidae. The transcript is spliced from 10 exons. The coding region runs from base 355 to 1851 and encodes 498 amino acids.